Molecule: messenger RNA, 4349 nt
Organism: Linum tenue
Lineage: Eukaryota; Viridiplantae; Streptophyta; Magnoliopsida; Malpighiales; Linaceae
Source: the annotation of a GenBank genome assembly
AAAGACCCUAGAGAGAGGAAGUCCCGAUGAUUGGCAGAGAGAGGAAGUUAAAGGUAAAGAUUUUUUUGAAGAUUUUAGUAAUUUCUUUUUUAUACUAAGUAUACUAUUAUUGCAGAUUUGAGUCCGUCCCGUUUCCCAGUCGUCUUCUUCCUUCCUCCCUUUUCUUUCGAUCGAACACUAAAACCUAAUCUUCAAUCCUCUCUCGUAUUCCGUCUCCCUUUCGAACAAUUUCUGUUCUUUUCUCUUUUCCCGGAAGAAGAAAGAGAAAAACCGCGAACGAGCUUCGGCUUUUUUUUUCUUCUCUUCCUUCCAUUUUCCGGGAUUCUCCCCAGUCCACUGAUCCAAACUAGGGUUUCUCUUUUCGUUUCUGGCUGGGGUGGUGUGCUUGGAGGAUAAUCGUCUCCUCCUCGUUGAAGAAAUGUUGAUUAAUGAUCCCAAUUCGGCGUAAUUCCAGCUCCGAUCUUGAAGUUAGGGCUCGAAAAUAGGGAUUUGAAACGCGAUGGAUUUGGAUUCGUCGAUGGGGUCGGAGCCCGAUCAAGAUCCAGCCGCGCAGCAAAACGAUUUGCCUGCUCCACCUGCUAUAGACAGGGAGAGCCCGCUGCCCGUGGGAUCUCCGACCGCCGCUGCGACAUCGUCUUUGCCUUCGCCGGCGGCGGCGGCGGCUGCACCGGCGCAGGUUCAGGUGCAGCAGCAACAGAGCCCGGUGGUGGGUCCGAGGCCGGCACCAACGUACUCGGUGGUGAAUGCUAUUAUAGAGAAGAAAGAAGACGGCCCCGGGCCUAGGUGUGGUCACACCUUGACCGCAGUCGCCGCUGUCGGGGAAGAGGGGACUCCUGGCUACAUUGGUCCGAGGUUGAUUUUGUUUGGUGGUGCGACGGGGCUGGAGGGAAAUUCUGCCACCACGGGGACUCCUUCAUCUGCCGGGGGCGCUGGCAUCCGAUUGUCAGGGGCCACUGCUGAUGUUCAUUGUUAUGAUGUACUGUCAAAUAAAUGGUCGAGGAUUACACCUAUCGGAGAACCACCUACACCCAGGGCUGCUCAUGUAGCAACUGCUGUGGGAACCAUGGUUGUCAUUCAGGGUGGAAUUGGUCCAGCUGGUUUAUCUGCUGAAGAUCUUCACGUUCUCGACCUCACACAACAACGUCCACGAUGGCAUAGAGUUGUUGUUCAAGGCCCUGGGCCUGGGCCACGAUAUGGCCAUGUGAUGGCAUUGGUGGGUCAACGGUAUCUCAUGGCGAUUGGAGGGAAUGAUGGGAAAAGGCCUUUGUCUGAUGUAUGGGCCCUUGACACAGCAGCAAAGCCUUAUGAGUGGCGGAAGCUGGAGCCAGAAGGGGAAGGUCCACCACCGUGCAUGUAUGCCACUGCAAGUGCUCGGUCAGACGGUCUUCUGCUGCUUUGUGGGGGGAGAGAUGCAAACAGUGUGCCAUUAGCAAGUGCAUAUGGACUUGCUAAGCAUAGGGAUGGCCGCUGGGAAUGGGCAAUUGCUCCUGGUGUUUCUCCAUCUUCGAGAUACCAGCAUGCAGCUGUUUUUGUCAACGCUAGACUUCAUGUGUCGGGAGGGGCUCUUGGUGGAGGUCGCAUGGUAGAGGAUUCAUCAAGUGUUGCAGUGCUGGAUACUGCGGCUGGAGUUUGGUGUGAUACAAAAUCUGUGAUUACUAGUCCAAGGACCGGCAGAUACAGUGCUGAUGCUGCUGGUGGAGAUGCUGCAGUUGAGUUAACAAGGCGCUGUAGGCAUGCUGCUGCUGCAGUUGGUGACUUGGUAUUCAUUUAUGGUGGUUUACGUGGUGGGGUUUUGCUUGAUGAUCUACUGGUUGCUGAAGAUCUUGCUGCUGCUGAGACAACUAGUGCAGCUUCCCAUGCUGCAGCUGCAGCUGCUGCAUCUAAUGUACCAGGAGCAAGGAUGGGUGGAAGGUACGGGUUUAUUGACGAAAGGAGGCAAACAAUGUCUGAAGCAUCAGCAGAUGGUUCCGUUGUCCUAGGGAAUCCUGUAGCUCCCCCUGUAAAUGGCGAUAUGUACACUGAUAUAAGCACAGAGAAUGCCAUGCUUCAAGGAACACGGAGAACGAUCAAAGGUGUUGAAUAUUUAGUUGAAGCAUCAGCAGCAGAAGCUGAGGCUAUCACUGCAACUUUGGCCGCUGCUAAGGCUCGACAAUCGAACGGUGAAGUUGAAUUGCCAGAUAGGGAGCGUACUGCAGAGGCCACCCCUAGUGGCAAACAGUUAUCAAUGAUUAAACCUGAUUCCAUUGGAUCAAAUAGCAUUCCUCCUGCUGGAGUUCGGUUACAUCACAGAGCGGUUGUUAUAGCUGCUGAGACUGGUGGAGCUUUAGGUGGCAUGGUUAGACAACUGUCCAUUGAUCAGUUUGAAAAUGAAGGUAGAAGGGUAAGCUAUGGGACUCCUGAGAGUGCAACUGCAGCAAGGAAAUUGUUGGACAGACAGAUGUCUAUCAACAGUGUGCCCAAAAAGGUCGUUGCCCAUCUUCUAAAGCCUCGUGGCUGGAAGCCCCCAGUUCGUCGGCAGUUCUUCUUAGAUUGCAAUGAGAUAGCAGAUUUAUGUGACAGCGCUGAGAGAAUAUUUUCUAGUGAGCCAAGUGUUUUGCAACUUAGAGCUCCAAUAAAGAUAUUUGGUGAUUUGCAUGGACAAUUUGGUGAUCUUAUGCGUUUGUUUGACGAAUAUGGCGCCCCUUCAACUGCUGGUGAUAUUGCAUACAUCGAUUAUCUCUUUUUAGGAGAUUAUGUUGAUCGUGGUCAACACAGUCUGGAGACUAUUAGCCUGUUGCUUGCUUUGAAGGUUGAGUAUCCAAACAAUGUGCAUUUAAUUCGUGGGAACCAUGAAGCUGCAGAUAUCAAUGCCCUUUUUGGCUUCCGCAUUGAGUGCAUUGAACGAAUGGGUGAGAGAGACGGAAUCUGGGUUUGGCAUCGGAUCAAUCGUUUAUUCAAUUGGCUUCCUCUGGCUGCAUUGAUCGAGAAGAAAAUCAUUUGUAUGCAUGGCGGUAUUGGUCGCUCAAUAAAUCACGUUGAACAGAUCGAGAACAUUCAGCGUCCUAUUACCAUGGAAGCUGGCUCGAUUGUGCUCAUGGAUUUAUUAUGGUCUGACCCAACUGAAAAUGACAGUGUGGAGGGAUUGAGACCGAAUGCAAGAGGCCCUGGGUUGGUUACCUUUGGGCCGGAUCGAGUCAUGGAGUUCUGCAGUAACAAUGAUCUUCAGUUGAUUGUACGUGCGCAUGAGUGCGUUAUGGAUGGCUUUGAACGUUUUGCACAAGGGCAUCUCAUCACACUUUUCUCUGCCACAAAUUAUUGUGGCACUGCCAAUAAUGCCGGGGCAAUCCUAGUUUUGGGAAGAGAUCUCGUUGUUGUUCCAAAACUCAUACAUCCUUUACCACCAGCCAUGUCUUCGCCAGAAGCUUCGCCUGAACAUAUUGAAGAUACGUGGAUGCAGGAGUUGAAUGCUAACCGCCCCCCUACACCAACUAGGGGUCGUCCUCAAGUACCGAAUGACAGGGGCUCUCUUGCUUGGAUAUAAAUUAGAUGCUAUAAUACUGUAUUGGAUAUAACCCACCACCUGCCAAGUGUUCCAGUUACUUGUGCCACCACCAUGGGAUUUAUGGUUGGCCUCUGUAUAGAGCCUGAGUCGAGACAUCUCGAACUUGUUGACCAUUGUUGCUGAUAGAAGUCUGUGAAGGCCUUGUGUGAAUUUUCCAGUUUCACUGGUAAAACUGUGCAGGGCCAUGAGAUGACUAAGAUGAUUGACAAUGGUCGAUACGAAUUCCAAGGGAGAGGAACAGAGCUGUGGUUGGCGCUGGCAGUUGUUAGGUUGAUAUGUUGUAGAAGACGCAAGUUUCCUCGGGUAGCCCUGCCCAUUUGUAUAUCGAGCCAGAAGAAGCAGCAGGUAGAAUGUCUGCAAGAGUUGGUGUUUUUUCCUUGCCCAAUUUGAUGAGAGUUAGUAGUGGUGCUUAGAAUUCUUCUCAAUAGUUGUCAUAUAAUCUUUCUCAAGUUUCCCGAGUUUUCUUGUUUUAGGCUUAGAUUUUUCUUGCCAAUUAUUUUUCCUUCUAAAGGGGGCAAAGAUAAAGGUCCUUCAUAUGUGAUGGCGAGAUAUAUAUAGUUAACCCUUUACAACACCUUUGGUGGGUUUACCCUUUGUAUCAUAGAGGUGUUUUGUGUAAGUUUCUAUGCUUGUCCUUUGCCAUUCUCAGAAGUGUUUGUUUCGUCAAUUUUGGUGACGGUGUAAUGUAGCAUUCUUCGUGGUAAAGCUUAUAGCGGGUUAUUGCAGGUGUUUGUGAUUGAUUUCGGGCAUCUCUUGUGGAUUGUGAUGCAUAUCUCUCUUAAUAUCUUGCUGAAGCAUGGUUUGUGAA